Messenger RNA from Soboliphyme baturini, 555 nucleotides. Lineage: Eukaryota; Metazoa; Nematoda; Enoplea; Dioctophymatida; Soboliphymatidae. The record is from the annotation of a GenBank genome assembly.
AUGGAAGUCAGCAAUAGUUGUAUCCCAUUUCGCUGGAAGAAGCGCACUGCAGCCAUUCCGUAUGCUCGCGUACCCAAAUGGCUGAAUGAUUCAGACGAUGAGUUGGAGCAACUAUCAGGACUUCCGGCUGGAGUGUCCCAUAAAAGAAAUAGAAGAGAAACUUCAAAUCGCUCCGAAGAACUUAGACGCAGCGCUGAACGUUUGAAAGCUGAGGGUAUUCAGUACAUGGAAAAAUGUCGGUACGAAGAUGCUAUCCACGUCUGGAGCCAAGCGGCAGACAUGAAUCCCACCGAUCCGACUAUAACCGAAAUGCUCUCUCAGGUGGUCGAAUUAUUCACAAUCGAUAUAUUUAAGGCACUCAUCACUUACUGCAAAGCCGUUCAUCUGGACCCGUCCCUCAGCGAAGUCUUUGAAACAGAUCUGCCUUAUGCAUUUUCGGUUAAAGCCAAAAUGACAGAAGAAAACAACAAAACUGAUGCGAAGAAAGUUCUUCUUGAAGAGUCGAAAAAUGGAACAAAGUCGAAGUUGAUCCGUGCUCGCCGCUAUCUGUUGUGA